Messenger RNA from Protopolystoma xenopodis, 159 nucleotides. The record is from the annotation of a GenBank genome assembly. NCBI's taxonomy places the organism in Eukaryota, Metazoa, Platyhelminthes, Monogenea, Polystomatidea, Polystomatidae.
ACUGCACCAAAGGCGCCGCAGCCUCGGCUUGUGGAUGCCAACUAUUUGCCAGACCUCAGUCGUGCUCUACUCUUCAAUGCCUGCAUGAAUGUGCAUGCAUUCACCAUGACGGACUCGGAUUUGCAAGUGGCCAUCUUGGAGAAAUCUUGUUGUCGUUGA